Molecule: messenger RNA, 1426 nt
Organism: Cladocopium goreaui
Lineage: Eukaryota; Dinophyceae; Suessiales; Symbiodiniaceae
Source: the annotation of a GenBank genome assembly
UCUCGGAAAGGAUUUGACAACACCCACGGUGCGAAGAGGAGCCACGGAUUUUUUGAAAAGUUCCAGCCACGACUUGGCUUUGUCUGGUCGGGCUCAACGUUCCAGUGUACCGCCCUAGCGCUGCAUUGACGACAAGACGCCACUAUGGAUUAUUUUGCUUUCGGUGGGAAACCAUUCUUGUCUCGCUUUCCUCCGCACAUUCCUGGAAUUUUCAAUCCUCAGGAUCAAGCUCAGCAAGAGGGUGGUGUUGAUACCAAUGCCUUGCAGGCACUUCAGGCUUUCCAAAAGGCGCAAGGCGCCGGUGCAAAGAAGGAGGGCUACGCGGCAAGAGCAGCAUCCUCUCGACCAGCAUAUGACGAUCUAGACGUCGAUGAUGACGAUGGCUUCGUGAAAGCACCACGGGCGCUGCAUCAGGGCUACGAUGCCAACGAGGUGAGCCAGUGGCCCAGCAGUCGCUUCGAGGUGAUUCGUAAGCUACAGGACGCCACCCGCAAUCGCGGACAGGUGGUCCUGAUGAAAAAUAAGGAUGAGAACAGAUUAGUGGCUGUCAAAAUUAUGCCAAACAGGUGGGUUGGCACGAGCCAUUCGGACUUUGUGAUCGAACAUCCCUCGGAGACAGAGUUGCCCUGGCAGGACGUUGGUUGUGUUCGCUUUCUGAACAACGCCAAGUAUCCGUACGCCUGUGAACUCCUUGGGGUCUAUCGGGAUGAAGAGCACACCUACGUAGUCACCACCUUCGCAACCGAGGGUGACUUAUUCUCUUGGUGCGAGGGCGGCGUAGCUCCCGGCCGCGAGCGGGAGUUGGCUGUGCAGCCCAUUGCGCGACAAAUCAUGGAAGGAGUUCAGCAGCUCCAUGACUUUGGGAUCGUACACAGAGACUUGUCCCUUGAGAAUGUCCUGAUUUCCGCAGCUGAAGGAGCAGAUCCAUCACUGCAAAUCAAGAUCAUCGACUUCAGCAUGGCAUCUACUGCCCGCAUCUUUAGGAACUGCAUUAGAGGCAAAGCAUCCUACCAGGCGCCCGAACUCCACUCGGAUCAGGAGUACGAUGCGUACUUGACGGAUGCCUUUUCACUAGGGGUCACGCUCUAUGCGGUGCUCUUGAAGGACUAUCCAUGGCUCUCCACAAGACCAGGUGGUUGCAAAUGCUUCGAAUAUGUUAGGAAGCAUGGCUUCCGCGCGUAUCUGCAAAAGCGCAAGCUGAGGAACAGCUCACAGAGAGUCGUAGAAUUCAUGUCGGAGCCAUUGGUGUGUCUUCUGGAAGGCUUACUGUCCUUCGAGCCCAGCGAGAGGCUGACCCUAGGUGAACGGAAAUGGGGCAACUCACGAAGGUCGAUAUGGGACCUAACAUGGCUCCAUCAAGGUUCAAUUUGAAGAGGCCGAGAUCUGCCGCCGACAGCAAACUGUAGCCGCUGCCGCCUGAAAAAGG